Messenger RNA from Notolabrus celidotus (New Zealand spotty), 384 nucleotides. Its product is annotated as small nuclear ribonucleoprotein E-like. The coding region runs from base 75 to 353 and encodes 92 amino acids. Gene Ontology annotation, molecular function: RNA binding. NCBI's taxonomy places the organism in Eukaryota, Metazoa, Chordata, Actinopteri, Labriformes, Labridae. Gene Ontology annotation, cellular component: precatalytic spliceosome; U5 snRNP; U2 snRNP. The transcript has 2 exons. Gene Ontology annotation, biological process: spliceosomal snRNP assembly; mRNA splicing, via spliceosome. The record is from RefSeq and is a predicted model, not a curated record.
GUUUAUUAAGAGCACCUCUUUCAGAGGGUGCAAUUUUUUCCUUUCUAUAUCUACUGCUGGUAUACAUUUGAGAGAUGGCGUACAGAGGACAAGGACAGAAGGUCCAGAAGGUCAUGGUCCAGCCCAUCAAUCUGAUUUUCAGAUAUCUGCAGAAUCGCUCAAGGAUUCAGGUGUGGCUGUACGAACAGGUGAACAUGCGGAUAGAGGGCUGCAUCAUCGGAUUUGAUGAGUACAUGAACCUGGUUCUAGACGAUGCUGAGGAAGUCCACAUGAAGACAAAGAACAGGAAGCUUCUGGGGAGAGUCAUGUUGAAAGGAGACAACAUUACCCUGCUGCAGAGUGUGACUAGCUAGGACAACAGAGACCCAGCCAAUUCACCUUCCU